GCGCAAUAAAAAUAAUAUUUAGAAAUGGCUUCCGACAGAAUUGCUAUCUUUCCUUCUCGAAUGGCCUUGACGACCAUGAAGGGGAAGUUGAAAGGUGCACAAAAAGGUCACAGUUUAUUGAAGAAGAAGGCAGAUGCUUUAACUCUCAGGUUUAGACAGAUCCUCAAGAAAAUCAUUGAGACUAAAAUGUUGAUGGGUGAUGUCAUGAAAGAGGCAGCAUUUUCAUUGGCUGAGGCAAAGUUUGCUUCGGGUGAAAUAAACCACAUGGUUCUGCAAAAUGUCAGCAAGGCUCAGACAAAAGUUCGCUUUAAAAAGGACAAUGUAGCUGGUGUCCAACUACCAAUAUUUGAACACUAUACAGAUGGGACAGACACGUAUGAACUAACUGGGCUAUCCCGUGGUGGUCAACAGUUAGGCAAACUAAAGAAGAACUAUAGCAAAGCUGUGGAGUUAUUGGUGGACCUUGCCUCCCUGCAAACAUCCUUUAUUACAUUGGAUGAAGUCAUUAAGAUAACCAAUAGGAGAGUUAACGCUAUUGAGCAUGUGAUCAUUCCCCGUAUAGAGAAUACACUCGCCUACAUUUCCACUGAGUUAGAUGAAAGAGAGAGAGAAGAGUUCUUUAGGCUUAAGAAGGUACAAAACAAGAAGGGAAAGGAUAGAGCGGCUAAUGAGGCCAGGAAAGAGGCGCUGAGACUCCAGGGAGUUGACGUAGAUGGGGGCAAUCUGCUGGAUGAUCAAUAUGAUGAAGAUUUACUCUUCACAGACUAAUGAUUCAUGUGAACUAGUUCAAUUAAUAUGGAGUAUGUCAAACUAGUUGUGAUAUCAGAUUUAAUCAAACCAGAAUUUAUACCAAGUUGAUGAACUGAUUU
This is a messenger RNA of Owenia fusiformis, 869 nucleotides long. Lineage: Eukaryota; Metazoa; Annelida; Polychaeta; Sabellida; Oweniidae. The record is from the annotation of a GenBank genome assembly.